Molecule: messenger RNA, 1755 nt
Organism: Alnus glutinosa
Lineage: Eukaryota; Viridiplantae; Streptophyta; Magnoliopsida; Fagales; Betulaceae
Product: transcription factor HHO6
Biological process (GO): regulation of DNA-templated transcription
Molecular function (GO): DNA binding; DNA-binding transcription factor activity
Source: RefSeq, a predicted model, not a curated record
CGAUUUUUUUCCUUUCCCAUUACCCCACUUUUCUCUCUCUCUCUCUCUCUCUCUCUCUCACACUAUAUAAUAUAUGUAUAUAUAUUCGCAGAUCCUGAGUGUUUCUCUGUAUUUUUCUCUAGGGUGAGAAAAUUUAUUGUAGAGAGAAGAAAGAAGGGUGGGAAGAAUAAUAGGAAGAAAGAUUGAGAAUGGGUUCGGUUCCACCGGAGUUGAGCUUGGAUUUUAGGCAGACGUUUGUGCCCAAAACGAUCACUGAUUUUCGUAGGGAGGUUUCGAUGAUCGGGAACGUGUCGGAGAAGGCGGCGAGGCUGGAGGAUUUCGUGAAGAGAUUGGAGGAGGAAAUGAGGAAGAUCGACGCGUUUAAGCGCGAGCUGCCUCUCUGCAUGAAUUUAUUGAUUGAUGCGAUUCGUCAUUUGAAGGAUGAGGAGCCAAUUCAAUGCACUUCAAAAAAUGAGGUUCAACCAGUGUUGGAGGAGUUCAUACCACUGAAGACAGAUUGUGAUCGAAAUGAAGAAAAUAAGAAAGAAAAAGACUACAGGGAUAAGAAGAAUUGGAUGAGCUCUGUGCAGCUCUGGAACACUGAUGAUUUACCCUUCACUGAUUGCACCAAACAAAAUCCCAAAUUAGACACUAAGAAAAAUGAGGAAAAGAAUGGCUUAGGAAGCGAGGAUCCAUUCCAGUCUUGUAGGAAUAAAAGUGGAGGCAGGGGAUUUAUGCCAUUCAAGGCGUGUUCGGGUUUUCCAGUGGGGAAUAAGGAAGAGAAGGAGGAACUGCCGGUUGAUGGGCUUUCACUUCUCACGCCGGGAAUUAAGAAUCUAAGGGAGGAAUCGGGUGCUAAUGGUUUGAGAACCGGCAGUAGCAGAGUGGUUUCCUCCUCUGCUCCAAAUGCGAAUAUACGGAACGGAACACUGCAACAGCAGCAGCAGCAGUCCGCUAGGAAGCAGAGGAGGUGCUGGUCACCAGAAUUGCAUAGGCGGUUCGUCAGUGCUUUGCAGCAGCUUGGAGGUUCACAAGCAGCCACGCCAAAGCAAAUUAGAGAACUGAUGCAGGUUGACGGGUUGACUAAUGAUGAAGUUAAGAGUCAUUUACAAAAAUACAGACUUCAUACUCGAAGGCUUCCAGCUACUGGAGGAGCUUCCGCUGCAAAUCAAUCUGUUGUUGUUUUAGGAAGUUUAUGGAUGUCCCAAGAUCAGUUUGGUGACUCCUCUAAGGCUUGCAAUUCCCAGUCUGGUUCUCCCCAAGGUCCCCUCCAUUUAGCUGGAAACACUGGAGGGACUUCAACCACAGGGGGUGACAGCAUGGAAGAUGAUGAAGAUGCAAAAUCUGAGGGCUACAGCUGGAAAAAUCACAUUCAGAAACCUGGAAAACUGAUGUAUAGAGUUCAUCCACCAUGAAUUUUGCAGAUAACAAGUAUACAUGGGAGGAGCUGAUUACUAUACAAGAAUAUUACAUUAUACAUAAAAUGAGAAGGAUCUUGGAAGAGGAUGUGAAAUUUUGCAGGAUUAGCUUUCCUUCUGUCUCAAAUUUGAGGAGUUGUUUUGUUGCGGGAUUGGUUACAUGAAUUCUAAGCAAAUCCAUGCCUGCAUGGAAAAAAAAAAAAACGAGGCCAUUUUUCCCAUAUCAUAAAGCUCUUGGUUACUCCAAUAAUUCUUCAGUAUUCACUUUUAUCUUAUUCCCUGACGUUUGAAAUCUUCAAAUGCUUUGUUGAUGGAUAAUAGAUUGCCCAACUGUUUCUCCUUGAUGGGCAUUUGUGCA